GCGUCGGAGUUUGGAGCAUGCGCAGUGCGUCUUCGUCGUGAGGGUGGUGGGCGCUCGACGUUUGUGUCUCUAGCUCCGACUGUUCGUUCCGAAAGGAGAAGCGUCGAGCGGAGGAACUCGUGAGGAGGUCGUCUCCCUCGAUGGCGGACGGAGGAGGGAAAGGAGGCUACAGCGAACAUGAUGAUCGUGUGGGUGGAGGAGGAGGUGGAGGAGGUGGCGGCGGUGGCAACAGAGGCUUCCCUGGACGGAGGAGAAAAGGCCGGGGGCCCUUCCGAGGAAAAAUGUACAGUGAAACGAACCACCAUCAGCGGAAUUGGAGCAGUGCAGGUCCUGGUCCUCACAACUGGCUGGAGGAAGAGGAUGGAGAUGUUCUCAUGAGCGAUGCACAUGAUGUGCUGCGAUCCCGCUACACUCCUUAUGGACAGCGUCCAAACCGACCAGAUCGGGGAAGUCUAAGCAAUGUUAAUCUCACAGUGAGACGGAAUCUGAAUAUUCCCGACCGGAAUGUUCCCAGGAAUACCGCCAACAAGCAGUCCUGGUAUAAGAUUACGAUUCCCUAUGGAAGGAAAUAUGAGAAGGCCUGGUUGAUAAAUGCCAUUCAGAACUUGUGCACCAUCCCCUUCAGCCCAGUAGAGUUUCACUAUGCCAGUAAUCGAGUACUGUUUUACGUGGACGAAGCUGCUGUGGCCAAUGCCCUCAAACAGGCAUCAAGGAGGAUUGUUGCACCAGAUGGCUACAAGGUGGUGCUAAUCGUGAACCCGUGCCCUCCGCCCGCGAGUGUCUAUCGUGAUCUAAAACCAGAGGAAAAUGAGCAACUGAAGCUUUGCAUGAGUAAAAGAUAUGAUGGUUCCCAGCAGGCUUUGGAUUUGAAGAAUAUUCAUGCAGAUUCAGAUCUAGUAGCACAAAACAUUGACAUGGUGUUGAGUCGCCGAUCCUGCAUGGUAGCUGUGCUGGAGAUCAUUCAAGAGAACAUCCCUGAGCUCCUUUCUUUGAACCUGAGUGAGAACAAGCUCUAUCGGCUGGAUGAUAUGGCUGACCUGCCCAUGAAGGCUCCCAACCUGAAGAUCCUCAAUUUAUCUGGCAACCAAUUGAAGUCAGAACGUGAGCUUGACAGGUUGAAAGGCUUGAAGCUUGAAGAACUGUGGCUGGACAGCAACCCACUGUGUGAUAACUUCCGGGACCAGUCCACCUACAUCAGUGCCAUCCGAGAACGGUUUCCAAAACUACUGAGACUGGACGGUCAUGAACUCCCUCCUCCUAUCACUUUUGAUGUUGAAACACCAACCACCCUCCCUCCAAGCAAGGGCAGUUAUUUUUGCUCUGAGGGCUUGAAAGUGCUAAUUGUACAGUUUCUGCAACAAUAUUACACCAUCUACGACUCUGGGGACCGGCAAGGGCUGUUGGAUGCCUAUCAUGAUGGAGCAUGUUGCUCCUUGAGUAUUCCUAUAGCAAACCCUUGCAGGAGCACUUUGGCUGACUACUUCAAAAGCAGCAGAAAUGUGAAGAAACUGAAGGAUCCACACAUGCGCUUCCGGCUUCUCAAGCACACAAAGCUGAGUGUUGUGGCUUUCCUCAGUGAGCUUCCCAAGACUCAACAUGAUAUUAAUUCCUUUGUGGUGGAUGUCUGUGCACAAACGAACACACUGCUUUGUUUCACACUGAAUGGGAUUUUCAAGGACGUGGACAGCAAGUGUCGGGACUCGGUGCGAGCCUUCACCCGCGUAUUCAUCACUGUGCCUGUUGGCCACAAUGGGCUGUGCAUUGUGAAUGACCAGCUCUUCAUUCGUAAGGCCACCAACAUGGAAAUCCGCAAAGCUUUUGUCAUGCCAGCACCCACACCUUCUUCCAGCCCUGUACCCACACUCACAGCGGAACAACAGGAGAUGUUGCAAAAUUUCUCGCUACAGUCUGGAAUGAACCUCGAGUGGUCUCAGAAGUGCCUUUUGGACAAUGAUUGGGACUAUGCUAAAGCGGCCCAUGCCUACGGCCAGCUCAAGGCUGAGCAGAAGAUUCCAGAAGUGGCGUUCAUCCACUGAACAUUGUCCUCACUUCUCCGGCCAGCAUUUUAUUUUGAGAUGCUGAUUUUGUAAAUAAAGUUUUCUCCGUGUAAAUUAAAGAGACUCCCACCCUGUUGGAUUAGGAAGACUGUAAGCCAUGCCUUUCACCAUUGGGAUCGAGGCAAAGGCUAGGACAGACUCGAUGAAGAGGCAGCAUCUCCCACCUCUGGUGACAGAAGAACUGCGGUGUAAAUCUUUUUUAUGAGGACAGAAUUGACCCUUUGUGGGGAUAUGGAGCCCUAAGAGGGAAGGGUCUCCGUCCUUGUAUCCCCCCCCUCCCCGAAAGUUAAUUUGGAAAUAUUUCUUUUGAUAUUGUUAUCUGUUUAGUUGUCUGCAGAAGCUGUCUGAAGUGUCAUGUUUUGUACACUUAGAUUAAGAAAGGGCCAGCCUUCCCCAAUGCCAAAGAAGCUGGCUGUGGUGGGCAAGGCAGCCAACCUUAAGCCAGAAACACUGGGUUUCCUAGUCCUAGGUUGCCUCUGAAGCUUUUCAAAAGGGGGCAUAUGGGGUUCCAGGUGACUGGUUUCCAGAGCUCUUAUGGGACAUUGGUUCAGCCUCUUCCCAAUUCCUAGAAAUCUGCUAUUGCUUAUCACUGAAGUGAGAGCCGGCAUAAAGUUGGCAUCCUCAGCAGGCAGUGGCUUCUGUGUGUCUCUUCCACUUCUAGUUCUUGAAAACACUGUGCUUAGUAAAAUUGUUAUUAAAAUCCUA
Molecule: messenger RNA, 2762 nt
Organism: Sceloporus undulatus (fence lizard)
Lineage: Eukaryota; Metazoa; Chordata; Lepidosauria; Squamata; Phrynosomatidae
Gene: NXF1
Product: nuclear RNA export factor 1
Exons: 21
Coding region: 141-2036 (631 amino acids)
Biological process (GO): poly(A)+ mRNA export from nucleus
Cellular component (GO): nucleus; cytoplasm
Molecular function (GO): protein binding; RNA binding
Source: RefSeq, a predicted model, not a curated record